AUGGAGCUAUCAAUGCCCCCCCCUCAGAUCUAUGUAGAGAAGACUCUGGGCAUUAUCAAACCAGAUAUUGUUGACAAAGAGGAGGAGAUACAAGAUAUUAUUCUCAGAUCUGGAUUCACCAUUGUUCAGAGAAGAAAACUGCAUCUCAGCCCUGAGCACUGUAGUAACUUUUAUGUGGAACAGUAUGGGAAAAUGUUUUUCCCCAAUUUAACAGCUUACAUGAGUUCUGGACCACUUGUUGCCAUGAUAUUAGCUAGACAUAAAGCCAUCUCUUACUGGAACGAACUCAUGGGACCAAGUAAUAGCUUAGUAGCUAAGGAGACACACCCAGACAGUCUAAGGGCAAUUUAUGGCACAGAUGAGCUAAGGAAUGCACUUCAUGGAAGUAAUGAUUUUGCUGCAGCAGAAAGAGAAAUGCGAUUCAUGUUUCCUGCAGUGAUUGUUGAGCCCAUUCCAGUUGGACAAGCUGCUAAGGACUAUUUAAAUUUGUAUGUAACGCCAACUCUGCUUAAAGGACUUACAGAGCUUUGUAAGCAAAAACCAGCAGAUCCUUUUAUUUGGCUGGCUGAUUGGUUGCUGAAAAAUAAUCCCAACAAACCCAAACUUUGUCAUCAUCCAAUUGCAGAAGAACCUUAUUAAAAUAAAGCCCUCAAAGAACAAAUCACGAGCUAUCUCACUGUAAAAGGCAUGCUUCUACUUAAGAAAGAAGU
Balaenoptera musculus (blue whale) is the source of this 710-nucleotide messenger RNA. It is a transcript of the gene NME5, whose product is annotated as NME/NM23 family member 5. The record is from RefSeq and is a predicted model, not a curated record. Lineage: Eukaryota; Metazoa; Chordata; Mammalia; Artiodactyla; Balaenopteridae. The transcript has 5 exons. Gene Ontology annotation, biological process: GTP biosynthetic process; spermatid differentiation; negative regulation of oxidative stress-induced intrinsic apoptotic signaling pathway. Gene Ontology annotation, molecular function: nucleoside diphosphate kinase activity. The coding region runs from base 1 to 639 and encodes 212 amino acids.